AUGGCCGACACAACCCAGAUUCCCAUGAAUGGCACCUAUCAAGCACAGCCCGCCUACCCCGAUUCAUACAAUCACGCGCACACUGCUGUCAACAGUGUUUCGAACUUCCAGCCGGCACAGUCCUCCACGCCUUCCAACGCCCCAUCUAACGACCAGAAAAAUGGUAUCUCCAAGGACGAGGUCGGGUGGUAUUUCGUUGAGCAGUACUAUACCAACAUGAGUCGUAGCCCGGAUAAGUUACACCUUUUCUACUCUCGACGAUCGCAGCUUGUAUUCGGUACAGAGGCCGAAUCCGUUCCGGUUUCCGUUGGCCAAAAGGCUAUCCAAGAGAAAAUUAAGCAGCUUGACUUUCAGGACUGCAAAGUUCGCGUAUUGAACGUCGACGCUCAGGCCUCGUUCGAGAACAUCCUCAUCUCGGUAAUUGGCGAGAUUUCCAACAAACAGGAGCCCUCUCGCAAGUUCGUGCAGACCUUUGUUUUGGCCGAGCAACCUAAUGGAUACUAUGUUCUCAAUGAUGUUUUCAGGUACUUGGCCGACGAAGAGGAGGUCGCCGAUGAGGCUGCCGUCUCGAACAACGUUGCCGAGGAGCCUGAGCUUCAGGCACCUGCCCAGACUGCCGUUGAAACUACCCCGGAGGCCGAAGACUCAAAAGUGGACAAUGAAGUUUCUGCCGCUAAAGUGGAUGAGAAGCUCGAAGGUGUCGAAGAAGCUAACGCAGAAACACCUGUCGCUGAACCCUCUCCUCAGACCAAUGGAACCGAGAAGAAUGAACCCACUGUCGAAGCUGCAGAGGAAUCUGCCACCACCGCUGAGGCCGAAUCCUUGAAACCUGAGCAGCCUGCGACUCCCGAAUCGACCCCAGCUCCCCCAGUGCAGAAGGAGGCUCAGGCUCCCGCCCAAGAGCCAGCCGCUCCCGCCAAGGCUCUUCCAAAGACUUGGGCUAACAUUGCCUCUAAGGUUGGCGCUACUGCACCUGUUGUCCCUGCCAUCCCUGCUGCCCCAGCUAAGUCCGCCGCUGCGACUGCCACUACCCCCCAGCCUGCCGCUCCGGCUCCCCUUGCUGCUGCUGCCGCCGCCUCAGCCUCAGCCCCGGCCCCGGCUCCUGUCCCUGAGAGUGUACCUAGUCAGCCAUCAUCCAACGAUGGUUCCGGCUGGCAGACUGCAGGCCAUGACCACAAGAAGUCCCAGGCCCGCUCCGGUGACAACCAAGCCGUCCUUGGCUAUAUCAAGAAUGUCACUGAAAAGGUCAAUGCGGAUUUGCUCAGAGAAACCCUCGAGCGCUUUGGAAAACUUACCCAUUUCGACGUAAGCCGUCAGAAGAACUGUGCUUUCAUCGAAUUUGCUGACCGUGCUGGCUACAACGCUGCCGUCGCUGCAAACCCUCACCAAAUUGGAUCCGAACAAGUUAAGGUCGAGGAACGCCGGCCUCGUGGGAGCAUUUACGGCGGAAAUGCCAACUAUGGCCCCGGACGUGGUGGUGCUGGCCGUGGCCGUGGCGAUCGUGCGGGCAGUCAGGGCCGUGGUGGUUUCCAGCGUGAUGGACGUGGAGGCUUCGCUCCUCGAGGUCGCGGUGGAAACGUCAAUGCCAAGGGACGCAACCAGAGCCAGACCGCUUGA
Messenger RNA from Aspergillus puulaauensis, 1617 nucleotides. RefSeq names its product NTF2 and RRM domain protein. Gene Ontology annotation, biological process: protein deubiquitination; ribophagy. Bases 1 to 1617 code for a protein of 538 amino acids. Gene Ontology annotation, molecular function: mRNA binding. NCBI's taxonomy places the organism in Eukaryota, Fungi, Ascomycota, Eurotiomycetes, Eurotiales, Aspergillaceae. The transcript has 3 exons. The record is from RefSeq and is a predicted model, not a curated record. Gene Ontology annotation, cellular component: cytosol; ribonucleoprotein complex; Ubp3-Bre5 deubiquitination complex.